Molecule: messenger RNA, 522 nt
Organism: Oppia nitens
Lineage: Eukaryota; Metazoa; Arthropoda; Arachnida; Sarcoptiformes; Oppiidae
Exons: 3
Coding region: 136-522 (128 amino acids)
Cellular component (GO): extracellular matrix
Molecular function (GO): protein binding
Source: RefSeq, a predicted model, not a curated record
UCUAUAUGAAGUGUUGGGAUUCAUUCAUUAGUUCCAAAAUAUAUGUAAAUUAUGUUAAUAAAGACGAAUCUGAUAUUAGCAAAGAAAUUAUAACAUUUUCUCUUAUAAACUGUCAAAUCGAGUCAAUAAAUAGCAAUGUUAUUAACAAAUGGACAGUGGUUUUCACAAACACUACCUCAGCUCUGGUCCAUUGACUUAAGCUAUAAUCAGAUCACUAAUAUUGAAGAAGACUUUUUCACGGGAAUGCCUUCUCUCACAAAACUAAGACUCGACAGCAAUUCAUUGAAAACUUUAAACUACAAGUGUUUUGUCAAUGUUUGGCAUCAAUUGCACGAACUAUGGGUCGACAACAAUCAAAUGAAAUGUGAUCCAAGUCUGCAAUGGAUUCCAGAGGUAAUGCAUCCGACAUUUUUUGAUGACGGCGUCUGUUAUAGUGAACACCCAUACAAUGGCACCCGAUUUUUCUAUGAACUUCAAAGUGGAGAUUCAGACAUCACACCAACCCUACUAUCCAAACAAUGA